CCUUGCCUACCACCACCGCAAUAAAUACAGAGGCCCCCUCAGGAGCGCCCCCUAGCGGCGCCCCAGCCACCUCCCCACCUUCCCUCAUCCUCUCUCACCUGGCGGGAGUGGGCCUUGGGCUCCGGCGGCUUGAAGAAAGAGUCGGGCAGUUUCCGGAGCCUCAUGGGCAGCGUGUGGGGCACGUUGGCGCCCUUGGGAUUCAUGACGGCGUUGAAAAGCGCCUCCAAGUCCGUCUCCGAGUCGCCACGGACAUGGACGAUUUGGUGGCCGGCUGGAGGGGGCCCGGAGACGGCGCCGCCACCGCCGGGCUGCUGAGAGGAGGAGGAGGACUGACCCGAAGGCGGCGGCUGCCCCGACGGAGGUGGCGGCGGCUGCGACUGCUGAGAGGCCGAUUGUGGUUGCUGCUGGGGCUGCCCGGUGGCGUCCAUGAUACAGAUUUAGAUACAAUGACCCAUGGUUGGAUUCCCACAAGCAUUUGAUGAUGAUGGAGAGAAAUUUAUCUAAGAACAACUCCAAGACUAAUGCAGGAGAGAAAUGCAACUGUAUCCUUAAAUAGAUGUUUUGAUCAUGAGCACAGUAACUAAUUUACUUUGGAAGAUUGUUGUGUAACAAGAAAAUGUUACAUCAAAAUUCACAACAGACAUUUACAUAAUCAUGUCAAGAUAGUCCUCAGACUCACAAAAGCAAGCAGUUGUAAUGAAUGCAAUCAAGUGUUUUAAUACCUUGGCUACAAGUACAGAAGAGCUAUCACAGUUCUCAUUAUUAAAACAUUAUAUAAAAACUGAAAGGAGAGAAUAAGAAAAAUAAUAAAAACUUAAGUGUGCCAAAAUAAUCUUCACACAAGUUAUCAAAGGGCAUGAUCCAGCCAAAGUUAUGCACUUUUAAGUUCCAUUGGUUUCAUUGGGAGUGAUCUGAGCAAAUGUUUACCUCUCCCAUUUUGGCAUUAUGGGAAAACUGUUUCAAAAUAAUGUCCAGGUGGUAUAUGAUUCCUGUGGUGAUAAAGUAAAUAAAAAUAUUGGAAAUGCAAAAUAAUAAUAAAAUAAAUGGGGGAACAGACUAUUUUUGCACAUGACGUGGGUAUGUGAGAUGGCCAAGUUUUGUAGAAAAAGAGAGAGAAACAAUGACAAUUUUAGAUUUUAAGAUUCCAUUAGAUCCAGAGAUUUUGUUGGUUGGUUGCUUGCUUGCUUAAGGCUGCAAUCCAAUGGAGCUUACUUCUGAGUAGAUGUACUGGAAUGCAGCCUAAAUUAUGUUGUAAAAGUUAGGAUCAUGAGGAACUGGUUUCUUAAAUGGUUACAGCUGCAAGAAUUCUUUAUAGGGGAAAAUGCAGGUCCUCAGUAAUACAAUCUAAUAAGGCAUGUAUGAGGAAAGUGUGGAAGUUUGUCUUAAUGUCUAAAUUAGCAUGCUAUAUAAGAUGGGGGGGGGAUAAGAGACGACAAAUUUACAAUAAACUGGAUGUCUUUCAUUCAGUAUAAAAAACAUGGUUUGUUGCCCAAGUCAUAUUAUGGUUUCACAAUGUUCUGAGAAUUAAAGUAGUCUGUCAAUGGCUGCAAAUUUUGUUGGAUGACUUCUUGAUUAUUUGUAAAUAUUUGUAUGUAUUGUUUUGGUUUUAGUAGGUCUUUGAAGAUUUAUAGUUAUUGAAAGCUGGAUUAUUUUGUGUAUACUGUUUCCUGUGCAUUUUUGUUUGGUGGUAAUAAUAAUGAUAAUCUCGUCCAUUAAAAUCAAAGUGAUUUAAAAGUGCUUUAUUGUGGCUUGAUCAUGCCGAAACAGUAUUUGUUUAACUUAGGCUUUAUUUGAUUGAUUUCAAAAUUAUAACGAAGAAUAUUUUCAGCUAUAUGCUUAAUACUCUUCCUCCUAGUGAAAUACUUACGUAAGCGCAGACUUUAAAAACGGUAGAUAUUAUGUUUAUUUCUGUAGUUUCAGGAUCCUUUUGAACACUGAAAUUCAUACAAAAUAUAAACCAUUUUUCAUAAAGACAACUGGACUAGUCAGAACCUAUAGUCUGAGAUAAUUAUCAAAGGGCUUAAAGAAAAAUUCAUGGAGGGUAGGGCUAUUAAUGGCUUCUAGCCAUGAUGGCGAUGCUCUGCCUCCAUGAUCAAAAGCAGUAUGUUUCUGAAUACCAGUUGCUGGAAACCACAGGAGGGGAGAAUGCUCUUGCACUCAGGUCCUGCUUGUGGGCUUCCCAUAGGGGCAUCUGGUUGGCCACUGUGAGAACAGGAUGCUGGACUAGAUGGGCCAUUGGCCUGAUCCAGCAGGGCUCUUCUUAUGUUCUUGUUAUUAUGUCUGGUAUUCAGAAGCAUACUGCUUCUGACCAUGAUGGCAGAGCAUAGCCGUUAUGGCUAGUAGCCAUUGAUCGACUUAUUCUCCAUUGACUAAUCCUUUUUUAAAGCCAUCCAAAUUGGCAGCCUUCACUGCCUCCUGUGGGAGCAAAUUCCAUAGUUUAGCUAUCCUUUGUCCAUCCUGAAUUUUCCAAUAUUCAGUACUUCCAAUCUGUUGAGAACCCCUUAUUCUAAAUCUCCCUUUAGGACUGGUGCUUCCACUAUCCAUGGCAAGGAUAAGUGAAGAAAUCUGUACGUUUAAUGUGUUGCUGUUCAAUCUGUGGGUUGCUGGAGUAAGCACAUUCUAAAACCUUGUUGGGUGCUCUCUACUUGGCUGCCAGUUUCUGUCUAUUUCUUCUGUAGAUAAAACUGUUCCGUAUAAAAUGACAAGGAACAGCCUACACAUGUAUACCCUUGGUACAAAAUUGUUUCCUGCCCAGUCCUGCUUAGUUCUGGUCAAAUAUAUGAUGCCAUGGUAAAACUGCAACCUGCAUCACACCAACAGAGAAGCCAUGUAAUCAUUUCAUGAUUUUCUCUGUUAUUACUUGAAAAAAGAUGACUAACUGAAUAUAAUAUUUUUAUUGCAGAUAAAAUGUGGUAUUGAGCCUUUUGAUUUCAAAUACCUUCAGAGCACCUGAAACAGAUCUGUACAAUUUCUAACUAUUUAAAUAAAUUGAACAUUGCUGAUAUUUGCAUACUCAGUUUCUGAAAAUCAGAACUGAGGCAAAUCAGGUGGACAAGGUCUUAAAAAAGGGUGGCCUAAAACUAUGAAACUUUGGCCCUCCUAUCAUAUAACAUCAAGAAUUGAUUGGCUGGCUCCAAGAAAUAAUAAAUGCCUCUUUAUGAGAAAGUGUGGACUGACCCAAAAUUCCUAGCAAGUUUCAAUAUCAUCAACCAUAGUAUCCUGCUGGAGAGACUAUCAGAAGUAGGGGUGGAAGUAUGGAGCUCUGUUUACUACAAUGUGUUGUACAUGGUGCUGUUCUUGAAGACAAUUCGUGAUCUAGUUAGUACAAAAUACAGCACCUAGAUUACUAACUGGGAUUGAAGGCACAGCAACAUUGGCGGGCCAUGUUUUUGGCAUAAAAGCGAAGGCAUUUUCCAUCAGGAGAGUCAAAAAAAUGAAAACAACUAGGAUUAUUGUUGUCAGUUACACAUGCUGGACACUCAGAACGAGCUGCAAACUAACCGUUUUUUACGCAAGGGCAAUAUGUAAUAUUCAUGCGAAUUAGAUAUAUUUUAUAACUCAUAUUCUUUUUUUGUUUUGUAUAUGAUUCACUUUGUUUUCAUUUUAUGUACAUUGUUUAGAGAUUUAUUGCUCAAUUAUGUUACUUAAAAUGUGGAUUAUUGUUCUUAUGAUUAGCAACUGUAUUGAAUGUAGAAUUUAUACUGAUUUUUGUUGAAAUGCAAACCACUUUGAGAUUUUUUGAAAUAUAAAGUGGUAUACAAAUUAAAUACAUACAAAUACAUACAUCAUAUCUCGCUAGACAUAAAACAACUACAUUGGCUACCAGGCUCAAUUCAAGGUGCUCUCAUUCUUUUAAUGUGGUUUUAAAUUCAGCUGCAUAUUGUUUUAUUCUGCCUCCACUUGGAAAAGUUUUAUGCUGUUAUUUUAAUUGAUUUUGGUCAUUUUAACUAUUGUAUUUUAAACUACUGUGUAUAUUUGUUUUUACUUUACAAGCCACCUAGCGAAUUUUAUUGCUGGACAACCAUAUACAUUUAAUUAUAAUGAGGAUGAUGAGAUGGUGAUGUCCCAAGCCAUUUCAGGUUUAAGGACCUUCUUCCCCCACAUGAAGUUGCCUGAUUAUUGAGAUCCUCCUCAGGCCUUUCUUCGGGUCUCCCAGUCUUCAGAAGUAAGGCUAUUAUUUAUUUAUUGGAUUUCUUACCUGCCCUUUACCAUAAGGUCCAAGGGUGGAUUCCAACAAUAUAAAAAUAUAAUAUUAAAAAUCAGUUAAAACCAUUUGCAAUCAUAUGAAUAGGGUGGGUCCUAAAACUACCUCUCUCAGGUGUCAAAGGCCAGGGAAAAGAGGUGCGACUUUAGCAUACAACAGUUAUUUAAUGAAGAUGCCAGAAGCACCUCUAUGGGGAAGGAAUUCCACAGCUUAAGCACUGCCACAGAGAAUGCUCUUUCCUAGCAGUGCCCCAUGCUAGAGCUAUUUCUAUUGUGGCACUCUAACUUUGGAAUGCUCUCUCCAGGGAGGCCCACCUCGCACUAAGUCUAAUGUCUUUCCAGUACCAGAUGGCAAAAAACUAACUUGGUUGGGGCGUCUAACUCCUGGGUUUUAUACUGUUUUAAUCCGGUUUUUUAAACUCUUGUGCUGUGGCUUUAUAAUUGUUUUAUUGUCUAGGCAAGCAACUCUAAAACAAAUUUUAAAAAUUCACAUAAAAACAAAUUUACCUCACUAGAUCUUUAUAUAAAGCCUUUGUUGUUUCUAAGUAUGGACCAAGUUCAUCUUCAUAUUGACAAAGAGCUCCUCCAAGGCAAAGGUGCUUAAAAAGACAGAAGAGAAAUUCCUCACGGUCCAAAUGGCUGAAUAAGUCAUAGUGGUCUGAAUCUUCCUGAAGAAGAACCUUUCAUGAGACAAGGAGGGAAGACAAUGUAAUAUGGGGAAUGUUUUUAAUAUAAAAUAUAAUACAAUAAUAUAUUUGUUAAUUACAAAAACAGAUUACUUUGUAUUCUCAAUGGUUUCUGUUUAUAUGUACACACAACAAAUUUGAUAAUUAAUUUGGGCAUAGUUUUUAAAAAAUCAUCAUAAUAAAGACCUUGUAUACAGCCAGUACAGAUGCAAGCCAUUAAGCUGGUGAAGGGGCCCAAGGAGAUCAUAUACAACUGUUAGGGAUAAAUUGAAACCCCCAGUGCCUGUAAAACUAUAAUUCUUGGGCUUGGGCUUCAUGGGAAAUAGAACCAAAGUGGCCUUUAUAUGACUCUUGAUAUAAAAUGUCGGUUUAUUUCCUGGUGACCUGACCCUUACCUACAUUCCAGUGGCUCGCAUAAUAAAAGCCGGUUUAAGCUGGAAACUUCCCUACUAUGCAUUUCUGUAUCACAUUUAUGCUUAUGGCCUUGCUUAUUGUUACAAACGCUCCUUGCAUAGAAAUGUCAAACGCUAUUCCCAAUGCCCCUCAUAUCCUUGACUUGUAAUACUCCUUUUGAUAUGUAAGCAGAGUAAUAUCAUGUCUGUCUCCAGUUUAGGGGGCGCCCGGUUGCAGCUGGGCCUCCCCUCAAUAGUUGCCUUUGUCUGUUCCUGCAUAGUGCUUAUCUCAAGGACAUGCGAAAUAUGCAGACAUAGAGUCUGAAAGAUAGUCUUGAUGUUUCUACUUUGUCUUUCCCCCUUGUACCCCUUUACCUCCUUACAUAUGCCCCAAAGCUAUGACAGUUGGCAAUUGCUUCUUUUGUAUUUUAUGACGUGAACCCGAUAUUGUAAACUUCGGGGUAAGCCUAUAUAAACCAUUGAACACCAAUAAACGAGGUUCCCAUGCUGGCCUGCUUCGGCUUGUAAGUAUUGGGUCCCCUUUGCAAAGGUUUUUGUCUCGUGUUACUUGAUCUCUGAUAGUGGGUUCAUUUGCACUCAACUCCGCACUCUUCCCAGGUGUAAUAAGCGAGUUGGGGUUGACAGGGCGGCUUGCGUGUUGGGUUUGGACCUAACAAUUGGGGGGCUCGUCCGGGAUCCCUUGUGCGGACCCCCUUUUUGCCAUCGCACCCCUUAAUUUGAUAACAGGCGCCACGAGAGAAUUUUCUCGGUUAUCAACAAAAGCGGGCGGCUUUGACACUUUGGGGAUAAAGCACAGUUGAGGAAAAACCCGUUAUCAGACGUAUAAAUAAAGGGAGUGUGCCGGUAAAGGACAGCCCUUUGGGAAUCAUGUGUAUGCUGUGGCAAGAGGAGGAAUUGCCAGUGCGAAGGAGAGGCCUGAAAAAGAAAAAGAUGAUAGAGCUCUGUGAGGAGGAGUGGCCGCGGAUGACUGCAGUGUCGGUGCCGGGUGAACGGUGGCCGAGGGGUGGGUCCUUUGAAACCGCUCCGCUACUGAGAGUGCGGAGACGGAUUGGGGAUACCCACCCGGAUCAAUUGGAAUUUUGGCUCCUAUGGAAAAUAGGGUCGCAAAAAUGGGAUAGUCUUACUUUGAUGGCAGUGAGAACUUUGUCCAUUGAGGAACCCCCUCCUCAUUAUUUUAAUGAUGACACGUCAAGUAAAAGAACGGUCUUGAAUCGUUCUAUAAUACCCUCUGCUCCGGAUCCGCUCCCGGGGGCGGGGAUCCCAAUCCGGAGGAAGGGGCCUUUUCAUUUGUAUCAGAUGAUGAGACAGACGAAAAGGGGAAAGAGAAGGGGGCCUCAGGGGGCAUGGACACGCGCAAGCGAAAAAAAGGAAAAGAAAAGAAAAGAGGCAGAAGCGUUGGAAAUGCCUUUGCUUGUACAUGAUCAGCUGUACGUGGAUGGCCACGGGGGUAUCCAGCGUACUGAGGUGGUUGAACUAAAGAGUUGGUUGGAAUGGGACUUAAAAGAAUGGAGUAGAAUGGCUGGAACCUUCGGGGAACAGCCAAGGAGAAUCAGAGAACUGUUAGGCAGGUUGUUUGAAAGCCACAAUCCGACGUACUCGGAUGUGGAGCAUUUGUUGAGAAGAGUACUGACAGGUGAAGAACGUAGCAGGUUGUGGACAAUGGAGACUGCUUGGGCUGUGGAAGCGGCAACAAAUAGAGCUUGGUCGGACCGAGCACAAACGGCUGCAGCUUGGGCAGCGGGAGACUGGAUGCAGCCUCGCCGCGCUCAGCUGCAGACCGAUAGGGAUAGGAUUUUGACACACUUGGAGCGAAUGUCACAGAAACCCCUCAACCAACCUAAAUGUAUGGCGAUCAAACAAGAAGCCAGCGAACCUCCCAGAAAAUUCUGGUCGCGCUUGUUAGAGGGAGCACGUAGUUAUACUAAUUUGAACCCAGAAAACGUGCUGGACCAUCCGACCCUCAUUGCCAAUUUCGUUCACCAAGCGCAGCCAGCGGUGAGGGAUUACUUUCUGAAUUUCAGACCUGGACGGUGGGGGAGGCUGUGACUGUGAUUCUAGAGGUAGCAGAUUUUGUGUGGGACAAAGAUAAGGAGAAAAGUAGAAAGAAGGAGAAGGAGGAUUUUGAAAUGCUGGCUCUUGCAAUAAGAGGCCAGCCACCAAAUAGAGGAUUUCGAGGUAGGGGAAGAGGUUUUCCGAGGGGGCUGAGAGCCGGAAACCAGAGAGGAAGGGGACAGAUGAGGCAUUCAUGGCAGGGAGAUAGGGCUUGUUUCCAAUGUGGAGAGUACACUCAUUUCAAGAAAGACUGUCCUUGGAGGACAGGGGAUGCUAGGUACACCCCUAACAACCCUUCUUACCCAGAUUUUACAGGUACAAACGCAGAUUUUCCGCCCCCACCUCCACCUGCCGCUCAACAGACACCGGCUUCAUGGGACCAGUACGGCGGACGCCCAGUGAACCAGCAAUGACUAAAUGUGGACAGGGAGGGGUUGGGAGCGGGGCUAAUGAAUCUUAUGUCUCUGGCAGGUUUCUUUCUCUCUCUCUCUCUCCCAAUCCAAGAACCCAGACUGUCCUUAAACAUGCAGGGGCAAACGGUGACUUUUCUGGUGGAUACUGGAGCCACAUAUUCCCUGAUAAAUGUUGCAUCCGAUAGUUGGUUAAGUAAAGAAGUGAAAAUGACAAUGGGGGUAGAUGGAAACCCCACACCUAUGUGCAUAACGUUACCAUUGCAAGUAAAAUACAAUGAUAAAAUGUUUAACCAUGUUUUUCUUUAUUCUGCUUCAUGCCCUAUUUCUUUAAUGGGCCGUGAUAUGUUAUGUAAACUGGAGGCUACCUUAACCUGCACCCCUGACGGGGUGGGUUUGUUGAUGAGUGUAUUGGGGGUGCCUGUGGGGAACACAAUUAAACACAAACAUAUAGGUCACAGCUUACCAGAAGAUCUCGUUGACCUGCCACCCGACUUGUGGGGCACGGAGGAUACGGAUGUGGGAUUGUUGCGAUCGGUAAGCCCUGUCAGAAUUCAGGUAAAGCCAUUCCUCCCGCCACCAAAUGUUGCCCAGUAUCCUCUGUCAUUAGAAGCAAGAGAA
Messenger RNA from Rhineura floridana, 8385 nucleotides. RefSeq lists its product as uncharacterized. NCBI's taxonomy places the organism in Eukaryota, Metazoa, Chordata, Lepidosauria, Squamata, Rhineuridae. Gene Ontology annotation, biological process: virion assembly. The record is from RefSeq and is a predicted model, not a curated record. Bases 6170 to 7348 code for a protein of 392 amino acids. The transcript is spliced from 2 exons.